Messenger RNA from Condylura cristata (star-nosed mole), 857 nucleotides. It is a transcript of the gene TMEM126A, whose product is annotated as transmembrane protein 126A. Bases 56 to 769 code for a protein of 237 amino acids. NCBI's taxonomy places the organism in Eukaryota, Metazoa, Chordata, Mammalia, Eulipotyphla, Talpidae. Gene Ontology annotation, cellular component: mitochondrion. Gene Ontology annotation, biological process: mitochondrial respiratory chain complex I assembly. The record is from RefSeq and is a predicted model, not a curated record. The transcript is spliced from 6 exons.
UGUCAACAACAUGGCUGCUCCCUGGCGAGCUGGGCGAAGGUUACUGUGAGCCUCAAUGCGGCUGGGGAAUAUUGGAGGAGCAACCUACUGCUGGGAGAGUAAGGAAAUUAAUAACGAGGACACCACUGUGACCUGUUGUGGGCUGCGAGAUACAUAUUUUGAAAAAUUAAUACUCAAGAUGGAAAAUCAUGAACCGGAUGAUACUGCCAAAGAAAACUUAAUUUUCAACAUUAUAACCAGAAAAAUUAACCAACUUCCAGAAGCAGACAGGAAUCUACUUGAACAUGGGUCAACAUAUGUAGGAAUUAACGCAGCUCUCUGUGGAUUAAUAGCAAAUAGUCUUUUUCGACGUGUCUUAAAUGUGACCCAGGCUCGCAUAGCUUCUGGCUUACCAAUGGCAGUGAUCCCUUUUCUGACAGCAGAUCUAUCUUACAGAAGUUUUGUAAAUAUGCCUUUGAGUACAGGUGACUUGAAUUGUGAAACAUGUACUGUGACACGGGGAGGAUUGGUUGGUUUUGUUUUGGGUGGUCUUUACCCUGUUUUCUUGGCUCUACCUGUGAAUGGAGGCCUAGCAGCCAGGUAUAACUCAGCUCUGCUACCAGAGAAAGGAAACAUCUUAAAUUACUGGAUUAGAAUUUCUAAACCUGUUUUCAGGAAGAUGCUGUUUCCCAUUUUGCUUCAGACUAUGUUUACUGCAUACCUUGGGUCUAGACAAUAUAAACUACUUAUAAAGGCUCUCCAGUUACCUGAAACUGGCCUAGAAAUUUAAUGAGUGCUAAGCAAGUAUGUACACAAAAAUAAAAUCGUGUAAUUAAUCUAUGUCUAAUGUAUGAAUAAACAUAAAGACUUGCACUUUG